Messenger RNA from Myripristis murdjan (pinecone soldierfish), 2326 nucleotides. It is a transcript of the gene tex9, whose product is annotated as testis expressed 9. Bases 810 to 2000 code for a protein of 396 amino acids. NCBI's taxonomy places the organism in Eukaryota, Metazoa, Chordata, Actinopteri, Holocentriformes, Holocentridae. The record is from RefSeq and is a predicted model, not a curated record. The transcript has 14 exons.
AUAUAAUCGUUGUUACAGAGAUUUUGAUACUAUAAUUGGGGACACUUUGUUUAUUUUGAAACUACAAGCAUGGGCUACUAAAGGUUCAGAGUUUAUAGAGAACAAGCAUUCAGCUGAGUUCACACAGUGCCUAGUGGAAAUGACCAUGGUUAUGACCAAUGUCCAUGGUUAUAAUCUGUACCUAUAGUCUGGUCUAUCAGAGGGAAAAGUGCUGUAUUUAUUUUUGAUCAUAUUCUCACUGAUAUUCCCUAUUCAUCCGCCUAUUGGGAGAAACUAGGCUAAAUGUAAUAAUCCUUGUCACAAACGUCACUGAAUAGAAUCGUCUUUUAAAACUGAUAAGCAUAUAAACUAUAUCAUGUUUAUUGGCAAUUGUUGAUAUAACGAAUCAUAAUGUGUCCAAGUGUCCGCAGUGCUGUCCGUGAUAGUUUUCACAGUGAGACAGGAGGAAGUGUUUCAGUCCCAAACAUCACAGCAAAAAGGCGCCGUCUUUUUUCACUUUUCCUGCCUACAGGUCCCCACUCGGGACAAACUUUGCUCGUUUGCACCAACAUCAACAAGUUGCUAUGCAACAGCACCACGUCGCCAUGGUCGCCAGUCACGUCGAAAGUUACAACAAUGGCUGAAAAAACUUUAGGGAAGAAGCCCCUGCCAGGUGUCUUGGAGCAGAUCGGGGGGACCUAGUUUUUCCUAACCUUACCAUCGACUGCACCAUAUAUAAGGCUACUAACCACCUUUCCGAAAUGCUAUAGGUUGGUCUGGCUAAGAAAGCAGCAUCCAGACAAACUAAAGUUGCAGACCAGGAACAUACAAUGAUGAACAAACCCAAGAAACCUCUGUCCUCUGGUGGUGAGAGAUCCAACAGACCAGAGGGAAGACCGAUGGACAAGCCUGUCUCUGGCCCACCAAAGAAGCCCACGGUUGACCUUUCUGCUCAGGAGGAACAAUACAAACUCAUGAAUGCAGAGCUGGAGGCUAAAACAGCUGAAUUAGUAAGACAGGCAGAACAACUCAUGAGAGAACAGAAUGAAGUCUUUUCAAAACCAAUAUCUGCUAACCUGGUUAUUGAUAUUGAAGAUGAAGAGGAUGACUCCAGGAUGACUAAGCCUGAACAAAGUGCAACACAGCAGCCUGGUGUAAAGGUAGUGACCAAAAAAAGGGUCACAUCAUCUGCAUCACAUAACACAUGCACUGGAAAACAAAGAAAAGAGCAGCCACUUUCCUGCAGAACACAAACACCUAAGUCACCGCUUGCUGUUGAUGCAGCAGUUGUUGACAACUCAGUAGAUUGUUCCCUGGCAAACGCCAUACGCAGCAUAGAGGAGAAACUGGAUGAUCCUGCCAGUCAUGAGGAUGUUGUUGAUGAGAUGUCCAGCACUGGAGCCACCGCAGGAUCAGCUGCUCAGAUACGCAUUCUGAAGGCAAAACUGCGGGUUAUGCAAGAGGAACUGGAUCGAUUAUCUUAUGAAUGUUGCAAGAAGGAUGAGGAAAACAGUAAACUUUGCACAAAAAUAAAGGAGAUUGAGGAUGAUCGAGCCAGACUCCAGAAGACCACAAACAUCCAGCAAACACAGAUAGAGAAGCACCAAACUUUAGCAGAGGAGUCCGCCAGAAGAUGUGAUGGUCUUCAACUGCAAGUGGCUGGUUUACAGAAGGAAAUACAAGGUUUGAACAGAGCCCAGAAACAAGCAGCAGGCAACCACAGCACAGUAGAAGUCCGUCUGAACAGAGCCUUGGAGGAGGUGGAGAGGCUCAAGACCCAACUGAGUAAGACGAAGCAGAUGAGUAAGGACAAGAUGAACGAGGAGCAUCAGAAUACAGAAAACCUACUUGCUGAAAACAAGAUGCUGAAAAAGCAGAAAGCAGAACUCAUUGUGGGUUUCAAGAAACAGCUCAAGUUGAUAGACAUUCUCAAAAGGCAAAAAAUGCAUUUUGAAGCCGCCAAGCUGUUGUCAUUCACAGAAGAGGAAUUCAUGAAAGCUCUUGACUGGGGGAAGUCCUAGAGCAGAGGAAGAAUCAGCUUCAGAUUUCAUUUCUUGGACAAAGAAAGCAGCCGUGUGAACAGUGCAUGACAGCGGAUAUUUAAAGCUAUGUGUAUGAGCUGUGGAGUGCAGGGAGGCAGUCGGCCCACCGUGAGCAGUUUGGUUAGACACCAUAACAGGCAGGGAUUUGAAUAGAUGAUUUCCUUUCCAUUAUCACAGUCAGACACCACAAAACCUCAUAAUAGUCUAUUGUUUGUGAAUUUUAUUUUAGAAAUGCUUUGGAAUCAUUUUUCAAUCACAAUGCCUGGCCUAUCUUAUCUAAAUAAAGACAUUUUUUAAUAAAACAA